This is a messenger RNA of Dioscorea cayenensis subsp. rotundata (Guinea yam), 1592 nucleotides long. RefSeq names its product ABSCISIC ACID-INSENSITIVE 5-like protein 7. The transcript has 6 exons. Gene Ontology annotation, biological process: positive regulation of DNA-templated transcription. Gene Ontology annotation, cellular component: nucleus. Gene Ontology annotation, molecular function: DNA-binding transcription factor activity. The coding region runs from base 165 to 1313 and encodes 382 amino acids. The record is from RefSeq and is a predicted model, not a curated record. Lineage: Eukaryota; Viridiplantae; Streptophyta; Magnoliopsida; Dioscoreales; Dioscoreaceae.
CCAAGCCCCGCAGUGAAAGAGCGAGUGAGAGAGAGACACCACUCUCUGCUACUACUGCUAGUGCUGCUGUUCUUGUUGUUGUUGUUGUUCUUCUUCUUCUUCUUCUCUUCAGAUGUUACGAUCGGAGUGAUCGGCGUGCGAGGGUGUUGCUUUCUUGACGAUCUAUGAAAUCCAAGGCAAUGGAGGUUUCGAUCUGGAAAGGCAAAGGAAAAGCAUCCAACUCCCCAGCUCUGAAUGACCCAAACCAACGAUCGCCAGCCAAGAGCUUGAAGAUAACAGCAGCAGGCUCACAAGAAGAAGAGGAAGAAGAACAACAAAGAAAGCCAGGGAUGAUGAUGAACAACCAUAACCAUAACUAUAACCAUGCCCAGCAGCAUCAAAAGAAAGAACAAGACAUGACUGAUGAUCUCCCCUUCCCUCCAAUAAGAAGGUCCUCAUCAUCCUUCUACUCCCUCACUAUAGAUGAGAUUCAGAACGCUGUCUGUGAACCAGGCAAGCCCUUCGGCUCCAUGAACAUGGAUGAGCUCAUCGCCAGCAUCUGGAACGCCGAUGAUUAUCAACAGCUCUUGGCCACCUCCUCCGGUCCCGCUGCCGCUGGUAUCCAGAGCCAGAACACUCUCGCAGUCCCGGCUUCUCUCUCUCGCAAGACUGUUGAUGAGGUCUGGUCUGAGAUCCACCGCAACGGAGAGCCAUCUGACAACCUCAACCGGCCCAAUUCUGCUAAUAAUCCUCCUCGCCAGCAAACACUCGGCGAGAUGACACUCGAGGACUUCUUGAUCAAAGCCGGGGUGGUUUGCGAUCCUUUCAGAGCUCCGAUGCAGCACUAUGCAGUGGUGAGUUUCUCAACAGGGAGUUCUGAAGCUCAUGGGGCUUAUGGUGGAGGGAUGAUGGUUGGUGGUGAGAAUGAGUGUAGUGGUGGUUUAGGCUCGCCAGCGAGCUCGGUGUCUCCAGAUAUGAUGGCAGUUGAGCAUUCAGAAGCUGAUCAGAAGGUUUGGGGUUUGGGAGGCUGCAGGAAGAGGGCCGCUGAUGAUGCCGUUGCAGUUGAGAAGGUGGCCGAGAGGCGGCAGCGUCGCAUGAUCAAGAACCGGGAGUCAGCGGCCAGGUCUCGUGCUAGGAAGCAGGCCUACACUGUGGAACUGGAGCUAGAGCUCAAUCAGCUCAAAGGGGAGAAUGCAAGGCUGAGAGAAGAAGAGAAGAGGUCGCUGGAACUCAAGAAGCAGCUGGUUAUUGAGAUCAUGGAGAAUCAAGCGGAGAACAAUGCAGCUAGGAAGAAGGACCGGACUCUGCGCCAGUGCAACAGUUGCCGUUGGUGAUGCACUUGCUUUAGUCUUAUGUUGCUGAUAUAGUUGAUAUGAAGACUUAAUUAGGCUUUCAAAACCAUUUGGUUGGGUUGGGAACUUGGGAUGGUAUACUCAUUCAUACCGUACUAUUUAGAGUUGCUCUCAUGCAUCUGUCCAUAGUUACCUUGUCUCCUGUGGAAAUCGUUGCUUGUUAAUUUUAGUUAAUUAGUAUUUAUAUCUAUAAAACCCUUUGUUUUGUAUUAAGCUCUACCAAGGGCUGUUCAAACUUAAAUGAAUGCAUAAUGAUGUUAA